AGUCAACCGCCAUCUCUGUGGCGAGGCCGGCCGUUCACGCGAUGCUGUCUCUCUUGCUGCUCCUCUCAGAACUGUGCCGGCUGACCUCCGCGGGCCAUCCCUCGAGUGCCCAGUCACCCAGGAUGCCCAAGGAUGAGCCAGCACAGCUGAAAGCGACUGCGAGGCCCUGGUCCUCACCCCCAGGGCCCGGGGGCCUAGCGCGCUGAACCCCUGACUGCUGCUGCCCGCGAGCCUCACGGCUGCCCAACGGUCUCUGACCUUGGCCGUGCUUCCAGCGCCCCGCCCAGCGAUGUUCCUCCUCGUUGCCCUGCUUGCUGAGCUUGGAGGGCUACACGCUCUCCAGGAUUCUGAGGGAAUAUUCCUGUAUGUCACAGUUCCACAGAAGAUGAGGUCGAAUGAGAGUGAAGAUUCAGAGAAGCAGGUGACUUAUAUCAUUACAAUUGAUAAAAAACCAUACACUCUGCAUCUCAGGAAACACUCAUUCGUAUCCCAGAACUUUUUGGUUUAUACAUAUAAUGAAACUGGAUCUUUGCAUUCUGAGUCUUCAUAUUUUAAGAUGCAUUGCCAUUACCAAGGAUACGUUGCAGAUUUUCCAAAUUCAGUCGUGACACUCAGCAUCUGUUCUGGACUCAGGGGAUUUCUUCAGUUUGAAAAUAUCAGCUAUGGAAUUGAGCCAUUGGAAUCUUCAGCAAGGUUCGAGCACAUAAUUUAUCAAGUGAAAAAUGACAAUCCAGAUAUGCCAAUGUUAGCAGAAAAUUACAGCAAUAUUUGGCAGAAAGACCAGCCCUAUAAAGUCCAUUUAAACUCACAGGAAAAAACUCUUUCAGAACUAUUACCCCAGUAUCUAGAAAUGCACAUUAUAGUGGAUAAAGCUUUGCAUGAUUAUAUGGGAUCAGAAACGAUGGCUGUAAUGCAGAAAAUUAUUCAGCUUAUUGGCCUUGUCAACGCAAUGUUUAGUCAGUUCAAAUUGACUGUGAUACUAUCCUCCUUGGAAUUGUGGUCAGAUAAAAACCAAAUUUCUACUAAUGGGGAUGCUGAUGAUUUAUUACAAAGAUUUUUGACAUGGAAACAGGACUAUCUUAUCCUACGGCCCCAUGACGUAACAUUCUUACUUAUUUACAGGAAACAGCCUAAAUAUGUGGGAGCAACAUUUCCUGGCACAAUAUGCAAUAAAAGCUGUGAUGCAGGUAUUGCUAUGUAUCCAGGUGCAAUAACAUUGGAGGGAUUUUCCGUUAUUAUAGCUCAACUGCUUGGCCUUAAAAUAGGAUUAACAUAUGAUGACAUCCGUAAAUGUUCCUGUCCAAGCGCUAUGUGCAUAAUGAAUCAUGAAGCAGUGGUUUCCAGUGGUAUAAAGAUGUUUAGCAACUGCAGCAUGCGUGACUAUAGAUAUUUUGUUUCAACAUUUGAGGGUCAGUGUCUUCAGAACUUUUCAAAACUGAAACCAUUAUAUCAAAAUCAGUCGGUGUGUGGUAAUGGGAUUUUGGAACCUCAGGAAGAAUGUGACUGUGACAGUGAACAGGAUUGUCAGUUUAAGGACUGCUGUGAUUAUAAUACAUGUAAACUGAAAGGCUCAGUAAAAUGUGGUUCUGGAUCAUGCUGUACAUCAAAAUGUGAGAUAUCAGCAGCAGGCACUCCCUGUAGAAAAAGUGUCGAUCAAGAGUGUGACUUUACCGAGUAUUGCAAUGGGACUUCCAGUGAUUGCAUUCCUGACGCAUAUGCAAUGAACGGCCAGUUGUGCAGGUUGGGAACUGCAUACUGUUACAAUGGACGAUGCCAAACUACCGAUAACCAGUGUGCCAAGAUAUUUGGAAAAGGUGCUCAAGGUGCUCCAUUUGCCUGUUUUGAAGAAGUUAAUUCUCUGCGUAAUAGUCUUGGAAACUGUGGUUUUAAAAACUCCCAACCAUUACCUUGUGAACAGAAGGAUGUUCUUUGUGGAAAAUUGGCUUGUGUUUGGCCACAUAAUACUACUUACAAAAGUGAUGUUCGAUCUGCAGUUUAUUCAUCUACUCAAGGACAUGUAUGCAUAACUAUUGGGUCAUCAGUGAGAUCAGGUGGAAGAGAUUAUGCCUAUGUGGCUGAUGGCACUGUGUGUGGUCCACAAAUGUAUUGUAUAAAUAAAACCUGCAAAGAAGUUCCUUUAAUGGGGUAUAAUUGUAAUGCCACUACAAAAUGCAGAGGAAAUGGGAUAUGUAAUAAUUUAGGCAAUUGUCAUUGCUUUCCUGGGUAUAGGCCUCCAGAUUGUGAAUUACAAAUUGGUUCACCGGGAGGAAGUAUUGAUGAUGGAAAUGAUCAUAAAUCUGUUACAAUUUUUACUAAAAAAGGCUACAAUGCACAUCAGAACUGGCUUAUUUUGAGUUUCUACAUUGUUCUGCCCUUUUUCAUAAUUUUCACCAUUAUGAUCAUGAAGCGAAAUGAAAUAAGAAAAUCAUGCAACGAAGAGAGUGCAGAAUAUGAGGGUCAUUCAGCCAUUGUACCAGAGAGUUAUGACGUGGACUAUUAAUGUUGCCAAGAACUUCAUCAUCAAGUGGGUUACAUGCAGAAGAGAAGGUGUUUUAUAACCCUAUGAUACCACUGAAUACGUUUAAAAUGUCAAAUUUUUGAA
Messenger RNA from Globicephala melas (long-finned pilot whale), 2602 nucleotides. RefSeq names its product disintegrin and metalloproteinase domain-containing protein 18-like. The record is from RefSeq and is a predicted model, not a curated record. Gene Ontology annotation, biological process: cell adhesion; male gonad development; proteolysis. Gene Ontology annotation, molecular function: metalloendopeptidase activity. NCBI's taxonomy places the organism in Eukaryota, Metazoa, Chordata, Mammalia, Artiodactyla, Delphinidae. Gene Ontology annotation, cellular component: plasma membrane.